AUGGGGUGCAAGUCGUGCCAGAAGCCCAAGGCUCAGCACCGGAAGGGGCUGUGGUCGCCGGAGGAGAACCAGAAGCUCCGUGACUUCAUCGUCCGUUACGGCCACAGCUGCUGGAGCACCGUCCCCGUCAAGGCCGCAGGGCUUCAGCGGAACGGGAAGAGCUGCAGGCUGCGAUGGAUCAACUACCUGAGGCCGGGGUUGAAGCACGGCAUGUUCUCCCGGGCGGAAGAGGAGACUGUCAUGAGCCUCCACGCCACACUCGGCAACAAGUGGUCUCAGAUAGCGCAGCACCUGCCGGGCCGGACCGACAACGAGGUGAAGAACUACUGGAACUCGUACCUGAAGAAGCGCGUCGAGGGCGCGCGGUCACCAGCCAAGUCCGCCGGUUCGGACGCGCCGCGGAGCCCGACGCCCAGCGACAGCGCCCGCGAACGCAGCACUGUUAACCAGCCGUCCAUCUCCGGCUCAUCCGGGCCGCUGGAGUCGUCGUCGAUGGCCGACGACUCGAGCAACCUCACAGUCCCCGGCGUUGUAGCCUCGAUCCGGCCGCACACGCCCGUGCUCCCCAAGGUCAUGUUCGCGGACUGGCUCGACAUGGACAUGGACAUGGACUACGGCACCGGCCUGAUGGCACCUAGCGCACUGGACGCGGCCUUCGACGGAAGCCCGGCGCAGCAGGGCGUGAGCCACCAGGGGGGCGUGCAGGUGGAUGGCAUGUGCGGCGCCGUGGACUCGUUGCAUGGGCUUGGCAACGAGGGCAUCUGUUGGGAGUUCGACGCCGGUCAGAUCCACAUGCAGGGAGGAGCAGGCUUGUGCGACCUGCUCUCCGUGAGCGAGUUCCUCGGGAUCAACUAG
Messenger RNA from Triticum turgidum subsp. durum (durum wheat), 855 nucleotides. The record is from the annotation of a GenBank genome assembly. Lineage: Eukaryota; Viridiplantae; Streptophyta; Magnoliopsida; Poales; Poaceae.